Dicrocoelium dendriticum is the source of this 1353-nucleotide messenger RNA. The record is from the annotation of a GenBank genome assembly. Lineage: Eukaryota; Metazoa; Platyhelminthes; Trematoda; Plagiorchiida; Dicrocoeliidae.
UCAUCAAAUCGGGGUCCGCACCACUUCUUCUACCUUCAAUUGCCAGCUAACGCAACCGAUUUAUACCGCGGUCUAGUUCGACUAGCGGAGUUACACUAUAAUCUGGCCAGUACGCUCGUCCAAGACAUCCCCAUGAAGGAGGAGGCGAACACCAGUUCCAGCAGUGCCAUGUACGGUGUUGAGCUAUUGCAUCGUGCCGAAGCUCAUGAUCUACUGCGACUCGUUGGUUUGGCAGAUCAGUUGACUAUUCGCACCGAGGUCGGCGCAAAUGACGAUAUAAACGCGCUUCCCACCUUGCAACGUCCAAAUUCUGGCUUCUCCAGGACAUUAAGUAUCAAAUGGGUUACUCCCAAGUCAUCCGAUUCAGCAUAUCUGCGCUACGCCAGUGCCGCAUAUCGAGUUACUCUGGCCGACGUUGGCAAUCGGGCUUCGGUAUGUCUGGCUCAGUUCGUGCUUGGGGGUCGGUCGGUUAUAUUGGCCCACAGGUUUCCAAUCGCGUUACCUCCUCUUCCGUCUGGCUCUGAGCCUCCUCCAAUAUCCGGUAACGAGGCCCUGUUGCUUACUUGUCAUGGAUCGGUGAUGUAUAUACACACCUUGGCCACUGUGUGUCCAUUGGCUCAUCCACCUCUAAAGCCACUGGUCAGCUGUCCCAAUUCUGCCAACCUGCGCGUUCAGGCUUUCAUCAAUCAGCUUAUUAGACCGUCUCGCUUAGCCCCAGCUUCAGCCCAUCAGAAUUUCACCGUUGCACCGAGGGAACGAGCUCAACAGCAUUUGGAGCGCUCCACUCGAUAUUGGCCAUUGUUGGGAUCAGAAACCUUCCUCGGAACACACAAACUUUCAGCGCCCUUGUUUGAACAUCUUCCAAAGGAGUUUCUGGAACCAAACGAGGUUAUGGCAUGCAAAGCUGCUGUGGAUGGACUAGUGUAUUCCGUCAAAAAUAGUUUAUCACUGACAGAUACGAGGAAGAGUGGUGCAAAGCGUGCCUCCGCGCCACUCCCUGUGGCUCCUUCGGUUCAGGCGGAAGCGAUCGCUUUAGCACUCGAACUGGACCACAUGCUGGCGGUGUACGCAGACGUUUCUAGCGAACAUCGUGAAAUUCACCAACACUGGAAAUCCUUAAUCGGCUCAUCAUCGGGUGUGUUCAAUGGGAAUUGCAUAGCUCCAGAAAAUUUUGGCUCCCUUGAGCUGGCCGAUAUGCUUUCACUGGCCCGAACACUGGCUAUUUCUUCGGCCACACAGCUGUCGCACAAUCCCGUCACCGAUGCCCUCGUCAAAAACGUUCGGUCUCUUAAACUUCUUUGCAAAUCGCUAGCUGGGAGCCGGCGGCCGAGUUCGUCCGACGAAAAGUAUUAG